AUGCAGUCCUCCAAUACGAAGAAGAGGGAGCGCGAGGACGACACAUCGCCAAAUAUCACCGGCGCCGAAACCGGCCUGGAACAAGCCUCAAGUGCCGUAAAUUCAACGUCCAACUUUCGGAAUGUAUCAGCCUGUUUCAGAUGUCGUAGUCGGAAGAACCGAUGCGAUCAACGACUUCCCAAGUGUUCCGGCUGCGAGAAAGCAAACGUCAAAUGCGUUGGUUUCGACCCUGUAAGCAAGCGCGCUAUUCCCAGGAACUAUGUCGCCUAUCUAGAAUCCAGAGUAGUGAGCUUGGAGACUUUGCUUGAGGCCAACGGCGUACCGUGCCCGCCACCGGAGAAUGACUUCGCAAUUAAUGAGGCCAUCCGACCAGGUGUCGAUGUCCCUUACCCCCCGGCCGAAGAGGACGGUAAAGGUGCUCUGUUCGUUGACCAGGAUCGGGAUGAAGCGUCGCUGAUUGAUCCGGCAUUGCAAGGCGGGACGGAGCAUGGCCGGGGCCACGCGAUGAAAAAUGCUGGUGUGACGACCGCGAAGAAAGCACGCCAGUCGUUGCACACUUCCGGUAUCCCAUUCUCUAAGGUCGUAUACGCGGCAGUCAAGAGCUCUGUCACUUCGACACCCUCCUCAGAGACUGUUAAAGCAAAGGUUUCGAAGCACCUCCCAAGCUCUACAGCCUCUGGAGGCGGAGGGUCAGAUUCCUUCUUCGGUCUAAAUGUUAGGCCACAUGUCGACCCGGCUUCAUUCCCGGACCAGUCGGAAGCCACCGAGCUUGUCAAGCUUUACUUCGAGUAUAGUAAUCCUCAGAUACCCAUUUUACACCGAGGGGAGUUCAUGUCACUAAUGGAACGGGUGUAUGCGACUACUCCCGAGAAACGUAAAUCUAGGGAGCUCUAUCUGCUGAAUAUUGUAUUCGCUGUGGGCUCCGGAAUCAUCAUGGACGCGGGAGACGAUGAGCGUACUGUUACCGCAGUGCACGAAACGAAGAGCGCCGAUACACCACCAGACGCAAAGCGGCAAAGAGUCAUCGGGCGACGAAUCCAGCCUGAAGAGUAUCAUGCCGCUGCUAUCGAGCAUUUGGAUAGCUUUCUUUCUACUCCGAGCAUGGAAACAGCCCUUGGUGGUCUUGAGGAGCUUCAAGCUGUCCUGCUUCUCGCGAGCUUAGCGCUACUCCGACCGAUCGCGCCUGGUCUUUGGUACAUUGUCGGAGUCGCCGUGCGGUUGGCGAUAGAUCUCGGUAUACAUUCCGAAGAGCCUGACGCCGAGCUGGAAACCACCGCGUAUGCUGGGCUCGACGUUAAGAAGGGUCGAAAACAGUACCUUCGUGAUCUGCGGCGGAGGCUCUGGUGGUCCACCUAUGCUUUUGAUCGACUGGUAUCAACCUGCGUGGGUCGGCCCUUCGGCAUAAAUGACCAAGUCAUCACCACACCGUUUCCAAGCCUGCAGGGCGACGAAAGCAUCACAGCCAAUGGUUUCACACAAGCACCGUCCGAUCUCGUCCUGCCAGCGUAUAAGCUUGUGGCGCAUCAUUACUUCCGGCUCCGUCUUCUGCAGUCAGAGAUAUUGCAGGUUCAGCAGGAGCGAAUGGCAGAGUAUACACGCUCACUUAGUGCUGGGCGCUGUAGUAGCUUCAUGCCGAAUGAGCUGCCGUCGCCAUACCUGAGUCGCUUCGAGUCAUUUCAGGAGUGGCGGCUGGACGUAGACCGCAGGUUAUGGGAGUGGCAAGCAUCUGCGCCUCAGCAAGCUGACAUUGGCGUCGCCUUCACGCCGCUCUACUUCGAGCUGAACUAUUACCAGGCCGUGAUUCUGCUUUACAAGCAGUCACUGUCGAUACCAGAGGCUCUUGCCGGCGAGUUGAGCCCUUCCACUGGCGAGGUUCAAAGCCCGAGUGCGGCGAGUCUGGAAGCCAAAGAGGAUGAGGAGAUGGUCUUCAUGAAGGUAGCCCAGGCGGGACAGAUGGUGCUCAAGAUCUAUCGCAGUCUGAAUCGAUUGAAGUUGGUCAACUACACGUUUCUGGCUACGCACCAUAUCUUUAUGAGCGGCACGUCCUUUCUCUACGCGAUCUGGCAAUCACCCACAGUACGGCAGCAAUUGAACUUGGACGACGUGGACUUCACUGUGUUCAUAGCGACAUCAGUGUUAACGGACCUGAUUGAUAAUUGCCCGCCAGCAGAAGCCUGCAAGGACGCCUUCUUACGCAUGAGCAAGGCCACCAUAUCCAUGGUGAUGCGAACGACAGGUUUCGGGAACACGUCCACCCUGAGCUCGCAACCUCUCAACAGCCCUGGUGGAUACUUCAGCAAUGACCAGAUAGUCAGUAUGGCCGCUAACGGACAGUCGCAACCCAGGAAGCGCAAUUUGCCGCUUCCCGCCUUCGACAUGAAUCUCAAGGGCCUGUUCUCCGACGACGAACUAGCAAGCCGACCUUUGACGUUCCAGCCGAAGACCCAGAGCUUCGAGUACGGUAAUACUGGUGGCGGUGUGUCUACGACACAGCAUGCGUCCAUCGCUCCGCUUGAGAUUAAGCAGGAGUUCUCGCCACCCAAUCUUCUUGACACGCAAGGUAGCAGCAGGCCCCAGCAAGUGCCGAAUGGAGUCUUCGCUAAUCAGCUGGCCGAUAACCCGCCCUACCAAUUAUUGGGCACAUCGCAGCAGCAGCAGCAGCCUCUAACAUUCAACGCUUUCGAUGAUUUGAGCUUCCUUGACACCUUGCCAUACUCGGAGACGAAUGAGUAUUUUAACAACAACACCGACUUCGACUUCAAUUUCGGCGCCAGUGGGACAGGGCACGAUAGCAAUGGUGGAGGCCUAUUAGACGAGUUCUGGUUUGGCGACAGCGCCAACGCGUUCCAAUACUGA
Baudoinia panamericana UAMH 10762 is the source of this 2856-nucleotide messenger RNA. RefSeq lists its product as uncharacterized. Gene Ontology annotation, molecular function: DNA-binding transcription factor activity, RNA polymerase II-specific; sequence-specific DNA binding; zinc ion binding. The transcript is spliced from 6 exons. Lineage: Eukaryota; Fungi; Ascomycota; Dothideomycetes; Mycosphaerellales; Teratosphaeriaceae. Bases 1 to 2856 code for a protein of 951 amino acids. Gene Ontology annotation, biological process: DNA-templated transcription; positive regulation of transcription by RNA polymerase II. The record is from RefSeq and is a predicted model, not a curated record.